GAAUGGGGAUUUGGCUCCGCCCACAGUUUGGUGCCCAGGGGCCGCAGUGCUAACCGUGCUAACCGCUACUAGCAGCUGUUUCCAGCUUGAGCGUUGGAUAAGCAGCCAUGCCUCGUGUUUAUAUAGGACGACUGAGCUAUCAUGUCCGUGAAAAGGACAUUCAGAGAUUUUUCGGGGGAUAUGGAAAGCUCAUGGAAGUAGAUCUAAAAAAUGGCUAUGGGUUCGUGGAGUUCGAGGACAACCGGGAUGCCGACGAUGCCGUGUACGAGCUGAACGGGAAGGAGCUGUGCGGGGAACGGGUGAUCGUGGAACAUGCCAGGGGACCACGGAGAGACCGAGACCGGGAUCGGGAUCGAGAUCGAGAUGGCCACGGUGGGGGUUUCGGUGGUGGUGGACGCAGUAGUGGUUACAGCAGCCGGAGCCGCACUGGCAGGGAUAAGUAUGGACCUCCGGUCCGUACUGAGUACCGUCUCGUCGUGGAGAACUUGUCUAGCCGCUGCAGUUGGCAAGACCUUAAGGACUUCAUGCGUCAGGCUGGUGAGGUGACUUACGCAGAUGCCCACAAGGAACGCACCAAUGAGGGAGUGAUUGAGUUUCGGUCUCAAUCGGACAUGAAGAGGGCCAUAGAGAAGCUGGACGGGACAGACAUCAAUGGACGAAAAAUUCGUUUAGUGGCAGAGCGGCCUCGUAAAAGAAGGUCUCCCUCUGGCAGCCGCUCAAGAUCUCGUAGUCGCCGUCGUUCACGCAGCAGGAGCCGCAGGAGCCAAAGAAGCAGGAGCUCCAGGAGUCGUUCCAGAUCCAACUCCAGGUCACGUUCCCGUAGCAACAAGAGACGGCAUCAUUCACGCUCCAGAUCGGGAAGGAAGUCUCGCUCCAAGUCUGGAGAAAGUAAAUCACGAUCUCGCAACCGCAGGUCCCGUUCUCGCUCCCACAAAUCCAGGUCCCGUUCUCGCUCUAACAAAUCACACUCGCGUUCAGUGGAACGAAAAUCCAAGUCCCGUUCAAAGAGCCAGUCAAAGGUUAAAUCAGAGCGAGAUUCUCGUAGUCGAUCAAAAGAGAUGUCUGGUGACAAGAAGUCCUGCAGUCGUUCACCUUCCCCAUUGGAGAAUGGGAAAGAGGCACAUGCCAACAAGUCUGUAUCCCACUCUCCAUCCCCACAGGAUGAUCGCAGAUCCAAAUCAAGGGAGAAGAGGUCAGCCUCUCGCUCAAGGUCUCGCUCAGCUUCACAAGAUUAGGGGAAUAUAAUACUGAUUAUUCUUUCAUUGUAAGCUUGGUACCGAAACUGUACAUUUGAGCAGUCAUUAUUCUAGCCUUUACUCUCAGACAUAGCUGCGUUGUGCUUGUUUUAAACAUGCUCAUGGGUGAUGUUGUAUUUGAGGAUAUGCCACGGGGAUGGGGGGGGGGUUGUUAUUUAGGAUAAUUUCAUCAAGGCAAGAGGUACUUUUUCACUACUUGUGUCAUGGGGCAUGUCAGUUCCCAACAUACUCUGUGUGUGUGUUCGAUUAAUACAAUGGACAGAAGUUUCUCCAAUCAUGCAAUAUAUGGAGCAGCCAUCAGGCAUGUCCCGGACUCAUUUAACGAGUGGGGUUGUGGUAUCGUUUUAGCAGUUGAUAACAUCUCAGCUGUUUCCUUUUUUGCAUACAGAACCAAUAGUUUCCUUCUCAAAGAGGCGAUCGAACCUUGAUGUCUUGCUGUAUUGUAAAGUGUUUAAAUCCGAUGCUGGAACUUGUAUCGCAAAACUGCAAACUUACAAAGGGUACAGGUUUGUUUUUUUAUGUCUGGACAACUUACAUUGUAGAUGGAUUAAUAUAGUCAGUUUAACCUCCAUUACACAUGUACAAAGACUGUGAUUAGCCUUAACGCAAUGAUCAUUGUGUCGCUUCUGUAGUCCCCCUUGACAAUAAGCAGGUACCUGUACUCUGGAUUUAUGAUUGAAUAGAGCUUCAGUGAACCAUACAUUGCAUCCUGCUUUGAUCCGUUUUCUUCCCCAAGUCAUAUUUUUUUUCAAUUUAUUCUUAAUGUGGGGUCUGUGUGGUAUCCUCCACUUGCCUAAAAACAAUAGCAGUAUGGACAUUUGUAUGGAUAAUACUUCCGUUCCAACCCUUUUUUGGUUUGCUUGUGAGUUAACUAUGAACCUCAUUGUGUUAACUGAAUGCAUCCCCCUCUCCAUGUUUGUAACAAAUUCAUAUUUUUUUCUCCAUGCAGAUGACAUCUUACAGAAAUGUCUUUUUUUAUUGUAUGUACAAUUAAAGAUCUUAAUUAAA
This is a messenger RNA of Notolabrus celidotus (New Zealand spotty), 2264 nucleotides long. RefSeq names its product serine/arginine-rich splicing factor 6-like. The record is from RefSeq and is a predicted model, not a curated record. Gene Ontology annotation, molecular function: mRNA binding. NCBI's taxonomy places the organism in Eukaryota, Metazoa, Chordata, Actinopteri, Labriformes, Labridae. Gene Ontology annotation, cellular component: ribonucleoprotein complex; nucleus; cytoplasm. Gene Ontology annotation, biological process: mRNA splice site recognition; alternative mRNA splicing, via spliceosome. The transcript is spliced from 6 exons. Bases 108 to 1235 code for a protein of 375 amino acids.